CGCCUAUGCUCAAGGCUGGUUGGUUGCUUGGUUGGUUGGUUGGUUGCUUGGUUGACUGGGUUGUUGCUUCCCUUAUCCGCUCUUUCAUCGUCUUGAAGAUUGUGCGGAGGCGAGGAAAAGGCUGUUCCAAAGUCACGAUGUCAGAAGUUGGAAGAAGCGUCAGAUUGGUCCAACAUGGCACAAGCUUUGAGAUUGGUGCUCCUAACGGGGUUUGUGUUGGCAUUCCAUUGUAUUGGUGCCAGCGACUCAAUGGAAACACAUGAAGAGGAAAAACGCUUCAAAACGUCUCCUUUCACUUGGUCCAAUCCAUUGUCUGGGUACAACAUCGUGUUGGUUCGUGUGCCCAACCAUUCGCCACAAGAGGACAAGUAUCAACUGCAAGGAAGGUUUCUUAUGGAAUGUUCUUCGCUAAUCUUCCAGUGAUUCGGGGAAGUUCCAAUCCGUUUUCCAAUCAGAAUUCGCCCUCGAAAAUGCGUCAAAAUUAUGUUUUGAAAUGGUUCAGCAAAUAUCCUUACCAAACCAAAGGUUAAAGUGUCAUUUUCUUUGAAAUAGCAUCAUGUAUGCCCUGAUGAGUGGAAAAUGAAAGAUGAUACAAUCACUGACGAUAUUUGGAUACUCAAAAUCACCCAACCUCGUUUUAGCCAAACUUCGAACUAUUCUUUUUCGAGAAAGAAUGACUCUUUACAUUGAUUGCUGAUGUACAAAACUGCGCAAACUGCAGAGGUCACAUUUUUUAAUACUGAAUGAAAAUUGGGAUUGAAAACUA
Tigriopus californicus is the source of this 766-nucleotide messenger RNA. RefSeq lists its product as uncharacterized. The transcript has 4 exons. NCBI's taxonomy places the organism in Eukaryota, Metazoa, Arthropoda, Copepoda, Harpacticoida, Harpacticidae. The record is from RefSeq and is a predicted model, not a curated record. The coding region runs from base 175 to 423 and encodes 82 amino acids.